Molecule: messenger RNA, 5208 nt
Organism: Malurus melanocephalus (red-backed fairy wren)
Lineage: Eukaryota; Metazoa; Chordata; Aves; Passeriformes; Maluridae
Gene: ADGRA2
Product: adhesion G protein-coupled receptor A2
Exons: 16
Biological process (GO): central nervous system development; G protein-coupled receptor signaling pathway; cell surface receptor signaling pathway
Cellular component (GO): plasma membrane; Wnt signalosome
Molecular function (GO): protein binding; G protein-coupled receptor activity
Source: RefSeq, a predicted model, not a curated record
GCGCUGGUGCUGCUGGCGGCGGCGCUGAGCGGCCCCGGGGCCGGUGCGCGGAGCUGCCCCGCGCUCAGCCUGGGCUGCAAGUGCGCGGCCGAGCGGGCCAAGGCGGGCGGCGGCCCCGGAGCGCCCCGGAGGAGGGUGGUCUGCAGCGGCGGGGGGCUCCCCGUUCCGCCCGAGCCGCGCCUGCUGCCCGAGGGCACCGUCACGCUGCUGCUGAGCAACAACAAGAUCACGGUGCUGGAGAACAGUUCAUUCUUGGGGCUGCGCGCUCUGGAGAAGCUGGACCUGAAGAACAACCUGAUCAGCACAGUCCAGCCCGGUGCCUUCCUCGGCCUCCCCGAGCUGAAGCGGCUGGACCUCUCCAACAACCGCAUCGGCUGCCUGAGUGCCAGCGUCUUCCAGGGGCUCCCCAACCUCCUCCGACUCGAGCUCAUCCUCUCCAACAUCCACGUCUCUGCCAACGGCGAGUGGGAAUGCGCCGUCUCCACCUCGCAGGGCAACGUCAGCAAGAAGGUGGAGAUCGUGGUGCUGGAGACCUCGGCAUCCUACUGCCCSGCCGAGCGGGUCACCAACAACCGCGGGGACUUCAGGUGGCCCCGCACCCUGGCGGGGAUCACGGCCUUCCAGCCCUGCCUGCAGCACCCGUUCGCCGCGGGGCCGGCGGGYGCGGGCUCGGCCGGGGAGAAGCAGGCGUGGCGGCGCUGCGAUCGGGCCGGGCGAUGGGAGGACGGCGAUUACUCGCACUGCCUCUACACCAACGACAUCACCCGCGUGCUCUACACCUUCGUGCUGAUGCCCAUCAACGCCUCCAAUGCCCUGACCCUGGCUCACCAGCUCCGCGUCUACACGGCCGAGGCAGCCAACUUCUCGGACAUGGUGGAUGUCCUCUAUGUGGCCCAGAUGAUAGAGAAGUUUAUUGGAUAUGUGGACCAGAUCAAGCAGCUGACAGAUGUGAUCGUGGAGAUGGCCAGCAACAUCAUGCUGGUGGACGACCACAUCCUGUGGAUGUCUCAGAAGGAGGAGAAGGCGUGCACCAGCAUCGUGCGCUCCCUGGAGAGGAUCGCGGCCCGCACGCUGGGCAGCAACUCCCAGCACAUGGCAGUGACCUCUCGCAACAUCGCCUUCGAGGCGUUCGUGGUGAAGCCCGAGAGCUACGUGGGGCUGAGCUGUGUGGCGUUCCAGCGGCGGGACAGGGGACCCCCGGGCCGUCCCCCUCCGGCCGAGCGAGGGGCUGAGCCCACCCCCGACCAGCAGCUCCGGCUGCGCUGCACCACGGGCCGGCCAAACGUCUCCCUGAGCAGCUUCCACAUGAAGAACAGCAUCGCCCUGGCCUCCAUCCAGCUGCCCCCCAGCCUGUUCGCCAGCCCCGCCCCAGCCGCGCCGGGGGCUCACUGCAAGCUCCAGCUGCUGGUCUUCCGMAACGGGAAACUCUUCUGCAGCACCGGCAACUCCUCCCAGCUGGCCGACGACGGCAAACGCCGCAGUGUGGCCACCCCGGUCAUCUACGCCGGGACCUAUGGCUGCGGAGUGGGCAACCUGUCAGAGCCGGUGGCCGUGUCCCUGCGCCACCCCGGGGAGGGCACGGACCCCGUGGCUGCGUACUGGAACUUCGAGGUGCUGGGGGGCAUGGGAGGCUGGAGCGCUGAGGGGUGCCAGCUGGCCGAACGCGAGCCMAACGUCACCUCCCUGCACUGCCGGCACCUCAGCAACGUGGCCGUGCUUAUGGAGCUCAGCGGGUUCUCCAGCGAGGUUCCAGGCGCUGUGGAGGUGCUGCACCCCGCCAUGUACACCUGCACGGCCGUGCUGCUGCUCUGCCUCUUCAGCACCAUCAUCACCUACAUCGUCCACCACGGCACCAUCCUCAUCCCGCGGAAGGGCUGGCACAUGCUGCUUAACCUCUGCUUCCACAUGGCCAUGACCGCUGCCGUCUUCGCGGGAGGAAUCACCCUCACCGGCUACYGGGCCGUGUGCCAGGCCGUCGGCAUCAUCUUGCACUACUCGUCCCUGUCCACGCUGCUCUGGAUGGCGGUGAAAGCCCGAGUGCUCUACAAGGAGCUGACCUGGAAGGCGCCGCGGCAGCCGGAYGGGGACACGUCCCAGGCAGCCCCCAGACCCAUGCUGCGGUUCUACCUGAUCGCCGGCGGGAUCCCCCUCAUCAUCUGUGGGAUCACAGCAGCCGUCAACAUCCAAAACUACCACGACAACAACCCCUAUUGCUGGCUGGUGUGGCGGCCCAGCCUGGGCGCUUUCUACGUCCCCGUGGCUUUCAUCCUGCUCGUCACUUGGAUUUAUUUCCUCUGUGCCGGGCUCAGCCUCCAGUGCCGACCCUCACACCCGAAAGAUGCUCCGGAGCCGCUGGAGCCGCCGCCACGGCUGGGGGGGACCGGUGACCUCCUGACAGACUCGGGCUCCAUUUCGGUGACACUCAACUCGGGGCCACCCUGCCCYGAGGGUGACGGUGUCCACUCUCUGCGGGUGCAGUUCUGGGCGCUGGUGGCCACCCAUUCCCUGUACGUGGCCCUGUGGACAUUCGGCGCCAUGGCCGUGUCCCAGCAYUGGUACCUGAACAUCGUUUUCAGCUGCCUCUACGGCGUCACGGCCGUGGCGCUGGGACUCUUCACCUUUGUCCAUCACUGCCUGCGGCGCCGGGACGUGCUCAGCUCGUGGUUCUCGUGCUGCCCGUCGUACCGGAACGCGCUGCCCAUGCAGGCCUACGUGCACCCGGGGCUGGGGCCGGAGAACGGCUCGCAGGUCUUCAUCGGCUGCGAGCCAGAGGCCGCUCGCUCCGGCGCCUCCUCCUCAUCCUCGCCCGGCAGCGCCGGCUCUGCCGCGGGCCGCUGCAAGCUCACCAACCUGCAGGUAGCCCAGAGCCAGGGGGAUGCUCGCCCAGCGCCCUGCCCGGAGCCGGACCCCGCCGACGGGAAGCCCCUCAAACACAGCAGCAACCUCCACGGCCGCCGGAGCUACCGGGGCAGAACUAAGGCGUGCCGGGACGGGAAACACCACCGCUUGAAGAUGCUGCGGGGGCCGUCGGAUCACCCUUCGAGCGAGAGCGGCAGCAUCCACAACAGCCACUCGGAGAGUUACACCAGCGGCAGGACCAGCCCGGCCAGCGGCGGCCGCACGGGGCAGCGGGUGGCCCAGGAUGGGGARGCGCUCGCCAGCCCCUCGGAGGGCAGCGACGGCGGCCGCAGAGUGGCCGAAGUGGCCGAGGCUCGCCGGAGGAGCGGCAGCCGGGACAACCUGCGGCCGGGCGGCAGCGCCGACAGAGAAGCCAAGCGCCGCUCUUACCCCCUCAACGUGGGCAGCCACAACGGCGGCAUCAAGGGCAGCAAGUACGACAUCAACCUGGCCGGAGCCGACAGCACGGGCGGCAUGAAAACCGGCCUGUGGAAAAGCGAAACCACCGUGUGAGGGUGGCCAAGGACCGACGGCAGCGGCGUUUUCCUGCGGGAGCCGCUCGGGACCGGAGCCGCUCGGGGUUGGAGCCGCUCGGGGCCGGAGCCGCUCGGGGUUGGAGCCGCUCGGGGCUGGAGCCGCUCGGGGUUGGAGCCGCUCGGGGCUGGAGCCGCUCGGGGUUGGAACCGCUCGGGGUUGGAGCCGCUCGGGGUUUGAGCCGCUCGGGGCAUUGAGGUGUGCACUAGCAGGGAUGGGUGGCACAGCCCGGGUUGCGGUUCCCCCGGGGCACAAACGCCAUCCCGGGCCCGUCCAUCUCCCCGAGGAGGCUCCGAUCUUCCCGGGGGCUCCAGGCAAUCCUUGCCCAUCAAUUGCAGCCGUGCUUAAAUCACUCCUGCAUGUCACUUGAGAUUGAUCCUAAAUGCUAUUUUAUAUUAUACAGAGGAAAUGUCUAUUUUUCAAAGCUAUAUUAUUGAAUGUAUAUAUGUAUAGACAGAGCCGUGAGUGACGCGAGGGCCCCGCUCUCACCCCUGUCCCCUGGGAGUGGGCACUGGGCCAGGACCCACUCGUGCCACGACUGCAAUAUUCCCGCUGAGGGACCAUCCAAGUGCUCUUUAUGUCCAGGCACCGCAGCCCCAGCCYGAGCAAACGCUUCUGGAGAGCAGCUGCUCCCUCUGGAGUGUUUUUAAGCCCUGUCAGCCCUGGGGGUGUGCGGUGCCAAAGCCAUAUUGCAAAGCCAAGCACAAGGUAAGAGGAGCCUCAGCUCCAAGGUGAGGCGAUUGUCUGCACUGCUUUAAUGCCAGACACUAAAACAAUGGUCAGAAAAGGCUCCAGAUAUCAAACACAACCAGAAAAUGCUCCCAGGCCCUCAGAGGCUCAAGCUGUGCCAUGGGUGGGCUGGCAGAGCUGGGCUGCUGCUGGAGCCGGGACUGACCCUCCGUGCCAAAGCACCAAAGAACCCAGACUGGGACAGACCCAGAGCAGCUCUGCGCCUUAAUCCAGGGGUUUGAGCUCAGAAAGUGCCACCGUUUGCUCUUGAGAAGGCAGAGGGACCAUCUCUGGGAAUGCAGGAGGAUGAUGCCGAGGGAUUCGGGACCUUCCUCCGACAUUCCCGUGUGCAGUCAAAGGGCUGGAACCCGGCCAAGCACUUAUUGUUCCCACAGAAAUACAAGGGUCCCCUUUUCCCCAGCACACAGGUAAAGCAGCCAGGCCCAGAGAGGCUGCAGCAAAGUGGAGGAGGAAGGUGGGAGCCUGGUGGGAGCCUCCCCUGCCCUUUCCAGCCUCCCCUGCCUCAGUUUCCCCCCUGUGCAAAUGAGUUUUGACAUAGCUACCUCCGAGGGGUGGUGGGACUGGCAGGGCUGUGAGCCAGGGGAGGAAAAAGCACUUAGUGGGGAUUGGUUUUACCUGGGAGCCCUUCAUCCCACAGGGCUGGAGCACCCCUGGGCUCAACCUGCCACUCCCAGCCCACCCCAGCUUCUCUGCCCAAUUUAAACCCUUCAAUAUUCAUUGUAGCUGGUAUUUAACACAAUUUAAACCCUUUCUGUGGCUCCUGCAGCCUCCCUGGCCUGGCUGAUGCCCUGUGGUUCUGUUGCUUGCUGCAUUGUSACAGUAUUAGAGAAAAAAGCUUUGUACUCUUCAUUACACUUUGUUUUGUCUGUUUACAAGCGAAUGACAUAUCAACAGAGCUUCCUGCAAUAUCCGGGGGGAGGGAAGGGAAAUAUGCCAAAGAAAUGUUCUUUAAAGGGGUCUUUUUGCAUUUUUAUAUGAAUGGAAUGUUUCUAGCAGAUAAUGUUUUGUUUAAUAUAUUAAAGAUAU